AUCAACCGAUGUGUCCCGCCAUGUGUGGGAUACCUGGACAUAGCCAGGGACUGAGGUCGGAGACUUGGUGGGGCAAUAAUAAGGGCAUCAGACUAACCACAAAUACGUUGCAUGUGUCAGGAACUGAGUAUAGCGGAAAUUACAAACCGGAUGUAGAGAGGACGUUGUGGAUGAAUAUUGUGAGUGAGUGUGAGAGAAACAGAGAUGUGACAAAAUUUAUUAUUAAUAUUUUCUUAAAAUUCAACUUUUUGUGAUUUGUUGUGAACACGUUCUAAGGGAGACAUAGAAAUUCACAACACGUGGCGCCUCAACGAACGGGAUAUUUGUGAUUUUGUGAUGUUUUAGCGUGUGUAAAAGUCGUAAACAAAGUGUGUUUAUAAAAGCGAUCGAAUAAGGGAGAAACCGCGGAGAUUACACAAAAAACCAAAACUAAUUCAGCUUGGAAGAGCUAGAGAUAAAUCAAAUAACGUUUUAAAAGAAGGUAAGGAUCGAACAUGUAAUCGAAGACAUAUCGAAACUUUAAAAGAAUCGCUAAAUGAAGCUAGUGAACAAAUGGCAUAGAAGUGUUGAAGCCGAGAAAUUUACAUCGAAAGAAGAAGUGAGCAAGAUCGAUCAAUGGAACAACGAAAUAGAAAAGCAUAUAGAAGAAGCAGACCAAACAAUAUAAUAGGUCUUCUCGAACAGUGGUUAAACGAUACAGAAGUCAAACGUGAAGAUCAACAACGACAAGAGCGUAUGAAUUUGGAGCUUAAACUUGAAGAAGCAAACAUUUAUAAAUUGAAAGCAGAACACAAGAAAGUGUAAGCACCAUCAAGUGACAUCACAAACAUAUUCACCUGAGUACAUAACAUCAGAGUAACAUCACAUCAUCCGAGUUACAUCACGAACAUCAUAUUCACCUGAGUACAUAACAUCAACACAGCUAAAAAUCAUGAUUACUAGAUUGCAUUGAUAUCGAAGGAACUAGACUCAGUUCCGAAAUAUCACAUAUUCGAAGAAGUAUAAUAGGGCCAUAGCCAUUUUGAAAGACAAAUUUAAUUUGGCAAAGAUAGUGAGUUCGUCAAAGCAUAUAUGAAGGAAAUAUUCGAUCUUCCUUAUACCCCGUCAUCAAACCCAAACAGGAUUCUCGAAUUUUAUGAAAAGCUAGCAUACUGUGUCCAGUCAUUGGAAACCCUCAAAAAGCUGGAUGCUGUAAAUUGGACCGUUUCUAUGACACUUGAAAAGUUAUAUACCAAACAUUCGGGGGAUUUGGUUCGCAAUGAUUCCAAGUGGGAAGUGUGGAAAUACGUUUAACUUACUGAGGCCCUCAGACUGUGGACACGACGUAAUCCAGUUGAAGCCAAGCAAGAUGAUCGAAACAAGAGAGAGCGGCGAAACCAGUACAAUUUCCACACACAGCGAGGGAAACCAAGCAAAAACGAGUUGUGUAUAUUGCAACACAGAGAGUCACCGAUCAUCCGAAUGUGAUUCAAUCUUGACAUUAUUAGACGAAAGAAAGAAAUUGUUGGCAGCGAGGAAAGCUAAGAAACUGUGUUCCAACUGUACAGGGUCUUCCCAUAGGGCAUCAGAGUGUAGAAGUACAUCAACUUGCAGGCAUUGUAACAAAAGGCAUCAUGGUCAGAAGCAGUGAUGACUGACAGAAAACAAGAAGACCAGGAGGUUAUAUUUAUUUGUUUAUUUUCUUUGCCAUCAUACUUAUACAUUCAUUGGCCGGGAAACCACAACAGCUAUUGCCAAUUACAGCGGCCCUUAUAGUUAUACAGAAACAAUUUACAAGAUAUACUAAACACCAGGGCCGCCGAGAGGGGGGGCAGGGGGGACAAAUUGCCCCGAGCCCCGAGGCUCUUCGGGCCCCAAGAAAUUUAAUGUCGGGCCCAAGUCAUUUUUUCGGGCGAAAUAUUUCUGUUUUCGGGCAGAAAUAUUUGUGUUUUGGGGGCAAAGUACCGAAAUUUGGUAUGGAAAAUUGCGGAAAAGUCCCACGAAAGCAACUACAACGUACUUGUCCGGAAAAAGUUUUUACCUGAAAAGAAAUUAUUGUCCGAAAAAUUUUUUUCCGGAAAAUUUUUUUGCAAUAGGGGCCCCUAAAAAAAAUUUUGCCCCAGGCCCCCGCCAAGCUCUCGGCGGCCCUGCUAAACACACACAAUAAACAAUACCUGAACAACAGUCAUUACAUUAUGUCUAAAAGCAGCAUGUCAAUAGAGAUUUCAUUAAACUUCGUACUUGUCGAAGUGGAGGAAAUUAAAACCCAUGCUCUUCUUGACACUGGAGCUGGUAGUUCCUAUGCCUCGACCAAGAUAAUCAAUGCUCUAAAGAAAAGACCCAAAGAAGUGAAGACAAAGAGAAUCGAAAUGAUGCCGCCGCAAUCGACAACUCGAAUUGACAUAUGUUCGGCAAACCUCAAGUCGCUGGACCACUAGCACUGGUAGCUCAACUAAUACAUUUUAUAUGUUUCGUCUACAUAGCCUUCUGCCGCCAUAUUCUACACAUCAAACCUCAACUGUAUCGCUACAAUAUGCAUUCUAUUUGCUCGUUAUUCCACUCUAUUUGUUCCUCAGUGCCAUGUUUUUGCUUCAAGCUGCUCCAUUUAUACUGUUCGGAGUACUUCGGAUUUUCGGAACACCAAUUGAAUCGAACCGAAGUAGGGGCAGCCAGAACAGUCAUGUGACCGUCAGAACAGUCGUGUGACCAUUAUUGGUUCGAUUUAAUUAGUGUUCCGAAAAUCCGGAGUACUCCAAACAGUAAAUGGAGCAGCCCCGAUUUUCGAGUAGGGGCAGCCAGAACAGAACACGUGAUACUGCCCAUUUUCGCGUCCAAUGCACACUGCAUAGAGUGUUAUUUUGAAGGAUUAACCGCUAUAUAUCGACAUAUACUUAUUACAUGCUAUUUGAAAGCCAGGAUUGGGCAAAAUCAACAAGUAUAAACGUUGCAAACGCAUACUUUGAUAUACAAAUAACCGCAAAUCAUUAUACGAUUUAUUAUGCGAAUAACUAUCGUUGGUAAUGCAUGGUUGCAAGCAUAUGUAAUAAACUAAACACCGUUCCAGAACACCGUAUGCACUCCAUUCCUUAUCGUUCCAGAACAGUGUUCCAAAAGUUCUAGAACAGUGAAUGGAGCAGCCUCCUUGUCCAUACUUUGUUACAUAUAAGGUAUGGUAUUCCAUAUAUGGUCAACGUAUACAAGUGGUAGUGAAACGUUUCUUUGAAUACCUAAAAUGCACAGGAAUUUGUAUUCAAUUUCAUGGAGAGGUCGCGUGACACUUACACCGAAUAUUGCAACAAAUUCACGCGCAAACAUGGAAAAGUGUUUAAAAUUACUACCGCGUGAGAGCUACAAUACAUUUGGUUUUGUGUUCCUUACUUUGUAUGUAGCAUUUGGCAUCGGUAUUACUGGGAUCGCGAGUCAUUUUGAUUCGAAAGCGACGUUACAGUGUGACCCAGACAAGACUCUCGCCAGCUACACACCAACAUGGUCAAACAUUGAAACGCACUGCUUUCUCAAAUACGAGCAAGAAUUUUACCCUUUCUCUUUACCUGUUUAUGUCCUGUUUGCGAUAAAUGUUGUACUUGUGAUCGCUUUCAGUAUUAUCUACGCUUAUUUGGUGAAACGUCGUGUGGAAAUUUAUAGAGAUCCUCCGAAUGCAACGACAAAUGACUCAAUUCAAAGCGAAAGUCAGCCACUGUUGCUUGUUUCAGAAGCUGCUUCAGAUCCUAUGGCGCACAAAAAUUCUGGUGGCUAUAUUGUUUUCAUACUAUAUAUAACGCAUUUGUUCCUUUGUCGUAUAAUACCUUUGGUAGGAUUUGCCACAGCUUUGCUCUUAACUUCAUCGAAUUUUCCAGUCCAAUUUCAAUGUUCUUGGCCAAUGAUAUCCACGAGUGCUUCCCACGCAAACUUUACACAACAACAAAGUACGAACUUCUCAACUGUGGAUUGUACUUAUCCUAUGGGCAGCCAAACUGAAGAAGUAGCUUCUACCUUCAUAACAGUAAAUUUUCUUUUCGGUGCAGUUGCAUUCACGGAGCUUGCCUAUCUGUUGUGGUCAACAUGGAAUGAUCGUAAUCUCUGUACUAACAUAGAAUUUUGUUGUGUUUAUCUUCUGAGAAAGCGUAAGAGUAUCAGAAAGUUAAUGGGAGAUAUCAGGGAGAAUAUAUCUGAUGACAUAUUUUGUUUGCAUGAUGACUUUGGUGAGCAAAGUUUGUCACGUCGAAAACUGGGAGAGAUCUAUGUUGAUGUCAUAAUUCAAGAGGGGAGGGAGGGUACCUGGACAGGAGGGUUUGGAAAUAGGCAUGAGACAUACGGAGCGCAUUUUGCAACACCAGUGAAUGUAACUAUACUUACGAGAACUGAAGAUUUGUUUCAACCCACACGUAUUGACAAAAACCUUCCUAGAACUAUUCUUGUUGUUGGCAGGCCAGGUAUUGGCAAAACUCUCCUGACAAAAAAAAAAUUUUAUCAGUGGCAACAGCAAGGAUCCAUAUUCUGGCAUGGUAAAAUAGUAAUUUUAAUUCGAUUUCGCAAUUUUAACAAGGGGGAAACAAGUCUUCGGGAAAUGUUGCGUCAAUCUGAUGGACUCAAUAUGUCAUCGGCUGAUUUUAAUUGUAUCUAUGAAUAUAUUUGUUUGAUUCCAAGAAAUGUCAUUCUUAUUUUUGACGGCUUGGACGAACUUAACGUUAAUGAUCGGUCUUUACCUGAAGGAAAGACUGUAAACGAUCACAAUGAAGUUGCUCAUAUGCUCCUGAUUUUUAAACAGCUAGUUAAAGGCGAACUAUUACCCGGAGUCAAAGUGUUAACCACGUCUCGACCCACGGCAGAGCAAGUCUAUAAAAAGCUAGAAUUUGAUCGAGAGGUUGAGAUCCUGGGUUUUCAUGAGGAGCAAAUUAAACAAUAUGUUGAAAUGUUUUGCUGUAAUGACCUGGACCAAAGUACAAAGGUAUGGAACUUUAUCGAAGAGUCACCAGAGCUGUUGAGCUUAUGUUACAUACCUGUUAAUUCCUAUAUAGUUUGCUUAACGUUAAGGGAAAGCAUUGCCAUUGGAACUGAUGAACCAGAAGAAGCCGAAGCUCACAAACAUGUGCCAAGAACAAUUACCGAGUUGUACAAAAGAGCUAUAAACAUUUUACUUUACCGCCAUCAUUUAAGACACAAGGACAAACAAAUUCCGAAAGACUAUAUUACCGCAAAGCUUCCUGCACAGUUUCAAAACGACUUGAACAAACUCAAAGAAAUUGCAAGAGACGGAAUGAUGAAAGAUCAAUUAAUAUUCGUGUUUAAAAAUGAUGAAUUUUUUGCUGAGCUUUCAGACUGUGGUCUGUUCAAUAAAUUGGAAGACAAACGGCAGAACAUCUUCUGCUUUCUUCACCUUACCAUUCAAGAGUUUUUCGCAGCUCUACAUGUGGUUGAUGAUAUCAACAAUGUUGAAUCAUUUUUAUGUGAGCACUUUCGUAAUCCCAAGUGGCACUUGGUGAUCCAGUCUGUUGCUGGGUUAAUUGGAGAUAAAAUUAAAGAAAUGAAGGAAGAAGGAAGGUAUGCUUCUUAUAAUCACUAUAUAUUAUAUGAAUUAAUUAAAAAUUUGUUUGCAUGCCGGCAUGCACUAGCCAGUUCGUUUCUUUUGUAUAUACCUAUAUAUAUAUAUAUAUAUAUAUAUAUAUAUAUAUAUAUAUAUAUAUAUAUAUAUAUAUAUAUAUAUAUAUAUAUAUAUUGUUAUAUAUAUAUAUAUAUAUAUAUAUAUAUAUAUAUAUAUAUAUAUAUAUAUAUAUAUAUAUAUAUAUAUAUAUAUAUAUAUAUCUAUACCAUUAUGGAAAUAAUACCCGUAGACCUUUUUAAAACGCAUCUUAAUUGUCAAACUAUUUUGUAAAGCCAUUUUAUUAUUAGUUCAUACAAACAUCCAUGAUCGCUUUUUUUUAUUUAUUUUUUUUAUUUAUAAACUUUACAAUCAACAAAACGAUUGAAGGUACAGACAACAGGACUGAGGAGUCCCAAAUUAAGUCAGUACCUACACAUUACAUUGACAUUGUAAAACAAUAGAGACAGGUUACAAACUUUCAUGGCCAAAAAUCACGGACAUAAUUUAUUCUACUUCCUUACUAACUUGCAUAUCACUUUGAAAUAUGGCUCGAACAGUAUAUAGUAGAUUGUACAACGCGAUGUUGUAAACGCACAAUCGGAGAAUAUGGUAGAUUCUUUGCAAUUUGCCGCAAUCGCUGGAUGCAAAAAGCCUGUCGAAGAAUUUAGUGUAAUAUUAGCAUGAUUUAAGUUACUGCCAUUCCUGCUUUUUCUAUAUUUGUACAGAGGUUAAUUUUAACUACAUUUGGCUAUUUAACUCCGUAUAAAAAUACCGCACUAGGAAUAAACUAAAAAGCAGGAAAACAGCAACUUAAACUAGGCCAAAAUUACAGUAGAUACAUCGUCAUCGACAAACUUUGAUUUAGCACCAGCGAUUUCGGCAAGUUGCAAACGAUCUACCAUAUUCUUAGAUUUUGCGAUUUACCUCAUCGCGUUGUACAAUCUAUAUCUGUUUGCAGUUAAGCCUGCUUUCCACUAGGCGGAAUUUUGCGCGCGGAGCGGAAUUUUUCUUUGUCUUUUCUAAUUAGUUCCACCCGAGAAAUCACAAGACAAAGAAAAAUUCCGCUCCGCGCGCAAAAUUCCGCCUAGUGGAAAACAGGCUUUAAGCCUGAUUUCCACUAGCUAGGCGGAAUUUUGCGCGCGCAGCGGAAAUUUUCUUUGUCUUUUCUAAUUAGUUCCACCUGAGAAAUCACAAGACAAAGAAAAAUUCCGCUCCGCGAGCAAAAACAGGCUUUAAAGCCAUAUUUCAAAGUGAUAUGUAAAUUUUUAUGGAAUUCGAAUAAAUUAUGUCUGGGAUUUCUGGCCAUGAACAAUUAAGCUACAAUACAAAAUUACAACACAGAAUCAAUGCGUUCCAAACCAUCCUUACACUUUCCACGUUAAUAUGAACUAGACAUGGACCGCCCAUAUAUUGCAAUCCUUUCUAAGUCAACUGCCUCAAAAUGAAGAGACCUGAACCUGAGACCUUCGGAAAUGAUUAAAAAGAUUUAUACAUAUAGAUGAGUCAACAUUGUGCAGCACAGACACAGACACAGUCACAGAAUACAGUAAACAUCCUAAUUAACAUGUAUAUGUGCUCCAAGCUGUCCCUGCAUUUUCCAAGAUAGGAUUCCAAGAAAUAGUAACUCCCCUUCCCCCUGGCACAAUGUUGGUUCAAACCAUGAUUAUUGGACCACAAACCAAAAUUGUAAACGGGGAGGGGGGAAAUUUGGGAAAUGUUUGAAAAGUCUACGAAUUAAUUUCCACUUAACUAUCCAUGUUGUUAGAAGUGACUAUUUCAUCAUGUUAUUACUUGGAAUUAUCAAAAAUAGUUUUACUCAUUCAAAAGAACUCUUAAAAUUAUAUAUCAAACUCUAUUACCGAUUUGUCAUCUUGCUUAGUUCUCGAAAUAUUUAGUUAGACCCACAGACCGAAAUUAAUGAGCUGUCCAGGGUGCAUGUUGGACUAAUUUUUGACCUCAUUAACCAGCACCUAAACCUUCGAACGAGCAUAUACUCUGGGUACGAGAUUGUAAGGGAGAUUAUAAUAAUUGUACGCAAUCUCGUUCCCCAAUCAUGCCCGUUCGCAGGUUAAGGGUGAGUUCUACGCAUGCUCAGCAAUUGUUGCAAAAUAUAAAUAAAGUAUUUAGAAUUUCUCGUCGAAAAUUUGAUACUUUUCACACUGAAAUCGGAUUGAAAACAACUAACAAAUUAUGAGGAAAUAUGUACGAAAGCUUCGGAUUGAUAGGGAUACAACUACCUGAAAAAUACAAGGAGAACUUCGACGUUUCGAGGGAAGGCCUUUCAACUUGUCACUUGUACUGUUAGUGUUUAUAUACAUCGUACUUCACCUUUACUGAUAAAUCUCCUCAAGAAUGAGUAUUAUAUAUUUCUAUGCUUUAAAAUUUACAUUUAACUCUCCUGUCAGAAUUUAUGGUAUACGUAGUGUUAAGUACGACAGUAUAAAGGGUCAAGUACUAUAUAUAUAUACAAACAUUAACAGCACAAGUCGAAGCGCCAUCGCUCGAAACGUCGAAGUUCUCCUUGUAUUUUUCAGGUAGUUGUAUCCCUAUCAAUCCGAAGCUUUCGCACAUAUUCCCUCCAGAAUUUCUAGUUGUUUUCAGUCGAUUUCAGUGUAAAAAAGUAGCAAAUUAUCGACGAGAAAUUCCAAAUAGUUUGUUUAUAUUUUGCAACAAUUGCCAAGCAUGCGUAGAACUCACGUUGGCCGUUCUGCCGUUAGCCAAUCACAGGCCUGAAUCAAUUCGAUUUCUCCAUAGCUAUGCCCACCCUUAACCUGCAAACGGGCAUGCUCGGGGAACGAGAUUGAAUUGUACGAGAUUAUAAUGACGCAGGGGGGGGGGCGAAGAUAUUUUACAUCAUGCAAUUUUGUUUGCGGUCGCUACAGCUCUUCUACUCCGAAUAAUUCUUCAUGGCCCACCCCAAGGUUAAUGUUUAUUUUGAUAGCCUGAUAGCCCCCUUCCUGCAUGCACGUAUCAUAUGUUGUACAUAAGGGAAUAGAAUAUGUGUAUAUCAUUAUAUCUGUAGUUAUAUGACGUCAUUACGAAAUGGUUCUUUAUAUAUACCUUCUUGUUAUAUCAGAUCAGAAGAGUUUAUGAACAAAGAAAAACUAACGAUGACACGCAUAUGUAAGAGGUACGUCAUGGUUAUUACACUGAGGACUAUUAAAUAUACAUACGCAUACGGCACUCCUCGCCCGUUUUACCAAAUAUUCACGGUUUCAACAGGAAGUAUUCCGAUAUUAGCCACCGCUGACGGCUGACCAAACUAUCUCGUACACAGCAAAAAGCUCCAUGUUGUUGAAAACAGGCUUGAACAACGUUUUGCUGCCCACAUUGUUCACAGUUGUCAACAAUAUUGAACAAUAUUAUUACACCCGAUUGGGGCUCAACAAUAUUGUUCGAUAUUUGUUGACAAGUGUGAACAACGUUGGCAGCAAAACAUUGUUCAAGCCUGUUUUCAACAACAUUGUUACAGGCUGGUGUUUUUUGCUGUGUACUCAGAAGGUGCUUUAUGUUCUAACACGUUGUGAACGGGUCAUAUAUAAAGCAUUUUAUAGCUAAGAUAGACGGAUUUAAGACUGGAAAUUAUGAAAUAUAUACUGAAUGUCAUAAACAUACUCGUUUAUAUUAAUUCAGCAUUGAACAAUACUAGUUCUGCAAGUGUUAUGUUAGUUGCGUUAUUGUACACUCCAUAAUAUGUUAAGAUGAAACACAACUAACAUAACACUUGCAGAACUAGUAUUGUUCGAUGCGAUAUAUAUUGUUCGAUGCGAUAUAUAUUGUUCGAUGCGAUAUAUACUCUCUAAGUAUGUAUGAACCUCAAAUGGCUAGAUAGAAAUAUAUCAAAGAGAAAUAUCACCUAAUUGUCCACAAAGAAGGAGGCUAUUGGACAAAAAAUCCGUAAUUCUAUCAAACUGCCGACGGAAAUACAAAUUCGUGCUUUGUAAUUUCAAGGAAACACCCCAAAAUAGUUAAGAGAUCAUUAACAGACAAUGGAACUUUAAUUAUCACCACGUGGUAGACUAUAAAAAACAGAAUAAUAAUUGAAUGCAAUAAGUCGUCUGCUUUUAUCGUUCCAUUUUAAGCCAAAAUGUAAUUAUAGUUGCAGAUUCAUGCAGUUACCUCUUUUCAAAACGUAACUAGUUAACGUUACAGCCAGGCGCGCACAUUAGGGGGAGGUUUAACUUGAAAAUCACAAAAGUCGGUCCCAGUGUUGAUUGAGACUGUAUCAGCUCUCUCUUGAGAGUUGUUUAAUCCACAAGCCACAAAUGUCUGGUGUAAACAAGAGCCUUUCUUCAUCCAAGUUCUUCAACUCAGUGCCGGAAAGUGCAGGAAAUGGCAUUUCCGAGCCUCAAUUUUGCAAAUUGUUCUGCGUGCCGUCUUGACUCGGCUGAAAAUCUUAGCUAUGUUCCUAACUUAGUCUCCCCCAAAUAAGACUCCCCCCCACCCCACCCCUCCCACACGAGCCAUUUGUUGAAUGUGCGCUCCUAGAAAAGUAACGAUUACUUGUAAUUUCGUUACUUGUAUGAUUGAAUCCUGCAUUUGGCUGAAUUCUGUUGUUUGCCGCAUUAAGUUCGUUAUUCUACCUAAUUUCAAGUAUUUUCCAUGCAUUACAAACAAAAAUAUAAUUUCUUUUCUAUGUGUUACAAAAAAUAUAAGCAACAAUUUAUAGGUAGUGAUUAUUUUGAUAAAAUAAUCAUGCGAUGCACAAACAUGCGUGAUAUCACUUUAAUAAUUGGAAAAAUUUCAGCUUUCUCAAAAUGUCUUUGCCUAGAUUCCAAGACUGGAUGCCAAAGUCAGAGGGAGGACGAAUAUGCUGCAAUGAAGAAUCUUUGCUUGUAAUAAAAUGUGUACACGAAAUGCAAGAAGUUCGUGUCAUGAAACGAAUUGCGUCAUUUACUUUUGAGGAUGAUGGUGGAAAACAUAAAGAGCUAUUGUUGGCUGAAUUAGAUAUUUCCCCGAUGGAAUGUACCGCUUUGUUCAAAUUUCUAGGUUACAUCAGGAACUUGAACAAGCUUGUGAUCACUCGUUGUAGAACAAAGCAUUUCGCUUUCCGUGAAUUGGCUAACUUCUUGUGUAAAGACAACGAUAUUACGGCUUUAGUCAUGCAUUACCUUGGCAUGACAGACCAGGAUGCUAAACAUAUCAUUGAUGCGCUUAGGAACAAAAAGUGUAAAGUGACUAAAUUAAACAUAGAUACUAAUAUAUUAACAGAUGAAAGUGUUAAAUACCUGAGUGGUGUUCUGAAGAGCGGCAACUGUAAACUUACUGAAUUACACAUAGGCCUCAACGAAUUAACAGAUGAAAGUGCUAAAUAUCUGAGUAAUGCUCUGAAGAGUAACAAAUGCAAACUUACUGAAUUAGACAUGAGUAGAAAUAACGUAACAGAUCAAGGUGCUAAAUAUUUAAGUGAUGCCCUAAAGAGUGACAAAUGCAAACUUACUAAAUUAAACAUAAGAAACAACAAAUUAACACAUAAAGGUGAUAAAUAUUUAACAGAUGUUAAGAAUAACAACGGCGAACAUACUGAAUUAAACAUAACAUCAUCAUGGAAUACGUUAACAGCUCAUGCUACAUAUUUAAGUGAUGAUCUGGACAGUCCACACUAUCAAAGUACUAGCUGCUGAAUUAAACAUAAGAUAUCAUAGUAUUAACAAAUGUAGGUGCUAUAUACCGGUAGAUUAAUAUAAAUAAAAAAACAUAUGACGAUAUUUACAAUUAUUAAUUAUUGUUUGUU
This is a messenger RNA of Paramuricea clavata, 11294 nucleotides long. The record is from the annotation of a GenBank genome assembly. NCBI's taxonomy places the organism in Eukaryota, Metazoa, Cnidaria, Anthozoa, Malacalcyonacea, Plexauridae.